GUUUCCAGUCGUGCCGGUUUUGGAGGGAUGUGCUUGGAGAACCUGGCAACCCUGCCCCGGACCGUUGCGGGGAGGAUGAGCAACGGCUAAUGGCUGACUGGGAGUUUUGGAUUAGCUAACGUUCUGCCACUUGUUCAGAUGUGGGCAUAUCUGUUGUUGAACUGUUCCUGAAGCUGCACCUCAGCCGGUGGACACCAGGAGCCUUACAGUGACGGUCGGGCGCUGCUCAACAUGUCCAAGAGCAAGAGCUCCGAGUCAGUCAAAGUGGUGGUCCGCUGUCGGCCCAUGAAUGAGAAGGAGCGGGCUGCAAAGUUUGAGAGGGUGGUCUCCGUUGACGUCAAACUGGGCCAAAUUAUUGUUAGGAACCCGAGGGACGCUUCAGCCAGUGAAGUCCCCAAAGUCUUCACGUUUGAUUCAGUCUAUGACUGGAACUCCAAACAAAUAGAUCUCUAUGAUGAAACCUUCAGGCCUCUGGUUGAUUCUGUUCUCUUUGGCUUCAACGGGACUAUUUUCGCUUAUGGCCAGACGGGAACAGGGAAAACGUACACUAUGGAGGGAGUGAGGAAUGAUCCGGAGAGGAGAGGGGUGAUUCCCAACUCCUUUGAGCACAUUUUCACACACAUUUCACGGUCUCAGAACCAGCAGUACCUGGUCAGAGCAUCCUAUCUAGAAAUUUACCAGGAAGAAAUCAGAGACUUGCUCUCCAAGGAUCAGGCGCGUCGUCUGGAGCUCAGGGAGAGGCCUGACACUGGUGUUUAUGUCAAAGACCUUUCAUCAUUCGUCACCAAGAGUGUGCGGGAGAUCGAGCAUGUCAUGAACGUGGGCAACCAGAAUCGCUCCGUGGGUGCCACCAACAUGAAUGAACACAGCUCACGUUCCCACGCCAUCUUUGUCAUCACGGUGGAGUGCAGCGAGGUGGGUGUGGACGGGGAGAACCAUAUAAGAGUUGGCAAACUGAACCUGGUAGAUUUAGCUGGCAGCGAAAGACAAACCAAGACUGGUGCUCAAGGGGAGAGGCUGAAGGAAGCCACAAAGAUCAAUCUUUCGCUUUCUGCUCUGGGUAAUGUCAUAUCAGCCCUGGUGGACGGCAGGAGCAGCCACAUCCCGUACCGAGACUCAAAACUCACCCGUCUGCUGCAGGACUCUCUGGGGGGCAACGCUCGCACCGUCAUGGUCGCCAACAUCGGCCCGGCAUCCUACAACGUGGAGGAGACCCUGACAACGCUGCGCUACUCCAACAGGGCCAAAAACAUCAAGAACAAACCAAGGGUCAACGAGGACCCCAAGGAUGCUCUGCUCAGGGAGUUCCAGGAGGAGAUCGCGAGGCUGAAGGAGCAGUUGCAGAAGCGCUCGGGAAAGAAGAAACGGAGGAGGCAGAAGAGAAGGGCUGGAGAAGGGAGCGAUGGCGAGGAUCUGGAAGAUGGAGAGACGGAAGACGACGAGGAAGACGGAGACGACAAAGGGGAUUACUGGAGGGAGCAGCAGGAGAAGCUGGAGAGAGAGAGGAAGGCCAUCAUGGAGGAUCACAGUCUGGUGGCUGAGGAGAAAACUCGACUGCUGAAGGAGAAGGAGAAGAAAAUGGAGGACUUGAGGAAAGAGCGGGAGGCCGGAGAGAUGCUUGCAGCCAAAGUUAAGGCGAUGGAGAGUAAACUCCUGGUAGGCGGGAAGAACAUUGUGGAUCACACCAAUGAGCAGCAGAGAAUGCUGGAACAGAAGAGGCAGGAAAUCACAGAACAGAAACGACGGGAGCGAGAGAUGCAGCAGCAGAUGGAGAGUCGCGACGAAGAGACUCUGGAGCUGAAGGAGACGUACAGUUCUCUGCAGCAGGAGGUCGACAUCAAAAGCAAGAAGCUGAAGAAGCUGUUUGCCAAGCUGCAGGCGGUGAAGGAAGAAAUCCAUGACCUCCAGGAGGCUCACAUAAACGACCGGCAGGACCUGGAACAAACCCAGAACGAGCUCACCAGGGACCUCAAACUGAAGCAUCUGAUCAUUGAAAACUUCAUUCCCUUAGAGGAAAAGAACAAAAUAGUCAACAGGGCUUUCAUCGAUGAGGAGGACGAGUACUGGAAAAUGAAGCCAAUCACACGCAUAGAGGACGACCAUCAGAUGAUGACCAGGCCUCUGUCUGCGGUCGGCUACAGGAGGCCUCUCAGUCAACACGCACGCAGGGCCAUGAUGCUAAGGCCUGACGUGAGAUACAAAGCUGAAAACAUCCUGAUGCUGGACAUGGACCUGCCUGCUCGGACCACCAAAGAGUACCAGGAGCCAGUUAUCGCCCCAAAGGUGGCGGCAGCUCUGGAGGACGCUCUGAGGGACGAGGACGAGAUCCAGGUAGACGCCUCCGGCUUUCACAGCGGCUCUGGAUCUUCACCGUACGCCAGCGCCAGCAGUAGCCUCAAGAAACCAAAGUCUGGUCGACCCAGAACUGGCAAGAAGUCGAGUACCCCGACGUCUCCGUUCAGCCCCUCCAGUCCAGGAUCCCCUCUUUACCCACAAUCCCGCGGCCUGGUGCCCAAGUAACAGGUCCUACCACUACUAGCUAAUCACUACCACCUCUUGUGCACCUUUUCCACUUACGGGACCCGACUUCAGAGAGGAUGGGUUUGGUUUUUAAGAGAACUUUUAAGACUUAAUGCUGCUUUGUUAGGUUUGGAACUGUAACCGCACCACUGUUAACUGUACAUCAGCAGCCACGCAUGAAGCCUCACGUCACUGCUAAAACCUCCCAUCGCAUUCGGCCAAAUGUCAGUAAUGUCUUAGAUACACGUCACGAUGUUCUUAAUGUACAGAGACACAGUGGAGGUGGCUUUGGACUGCAGUAUCCUCAAUGCACUACUACUUCGUAUCUUCCCAGAUGGGUGUGUUGGGUGUCUUCUCUCUUACUGUGGACAUGUGAUAUGAUGGAGUGGGGUAAAGACACAUGGACUAGACAUCUCUGCUGCAGUUGUCACUAACAGACUGUGUGAUUGUGUGUGUGUGUGUGUGUGUGGAUGUGUUGUGUGUGUGUGUGUGUGUCGCGGCAUCACUGCCUGAAUAUAGGAUUUUAGUGUCAAAAUGCGCUGUUUUUUGGUCGGUGUUCUGAUGUCGUUAGAUUGCAGCUUUACGUUUGUGGCUGCGUGUUGGCUUCUGUCUUAAAGGAAUAGUUCCACAUUUUGGGAAAUACACUUAUUAACUGCGUGGCAGAAAGUAAAAUUCUAGCCAUGAGGGCAUCUCAAAUAAUUAGAAUAUCACGGAAACGUCUUCAGAAUUGAAUUCAAAAAGGUAAACUGCCGUACAUUUAUGCUAAAUACGAAGCCAACAGGAGCUAGCCUAGCUUAGCAUUACGACUGUCUACGCCCAUCGGCCUCCGAAUUCGUUAUCAGUAUAUCUAGUCUGUGCAAUUUGUACAUAAAAGAAAGGUAAAAACAUGUUUUGGGUGAUGCUUAGAUAUUUCAAUUACUUCCAACUUUACAAUUAGUACAAGUUCACGUUCACAAUUAUAAUAUCGUGAAAAGGGCUUUGUUUUCGUAAUUUAAUCCAAAAAGGUAAACUUUCAUAUAUCAAUUACACAUAAAUGUGUUAUUUCAAGCCCGUUCUUGUGUUAAUUCUGAUUAUCAGAUGUCCAGUGUCUUAAAUAUUAACAAUUUGCUCAAACUCUAAAUGAAAUAUUCUCUAUCAUAUUUUGAGACACUGGAUUUCUGAUUUUUUUUAUGAGCUAUAAGCCACAAUAAAAAACUUGAAAUCUGUCACGACAUGUAAUUAAUAUAGAAUAUAUGGAUUGGGACCUUUUUGAAUUCAAUCAAGAAAAAAAAGUUUCAUUAUAUUCUAAAUAUUUGAGAUGCACUGGUGCUAAAUUUAAACCCAGAGCUUAUUUGUUUGCCUCACAGUGGCAACAAGAGCCAAAAUAUAUGAUACUGUGCAACCUUCGAAACACCUAGAAACUGUUUUUGCAUUUAUUUUCUGCACAAAUUGAGCAAAUUAUAUGCAGAUAGAGGCAGGCUUCCCUCCUGCUGAGUCUUAAUGCUAAAAGCUCCUGUUAUCCUCGGCAUACAAAUGCAGAGUGAGAGUCACAGAUGUGCAAAAUUUCCUCAAAUGGCGAAACAAUUCUCGUCUCUCUGUAUGAUUGUAAAUGUGCAGGCCAGAAAGCAGAGCACGCUGCGGACUCGGCCUCUCGCUGUAAUCAGUAGAUGCUGUUUUUCCUUUUGGGCACAAGACGAGGUGAGAGGUGGGGAACGACAGGGGAGAGCUGGACUCAUCCACGUAAAAACACUCGCUGUGGACGCGUUCUGGGAGAUUUAGAAACCGUCCCAGAACGUGCCUCAGGUUCAUCAGGUGACUCAGAAGGUGCCUUAACCUGUGUCCUCUUCCUCUGCUUUUACAUUUGAAGUGUACCUCAUCCGCUCUCAUUCAUUCCAGCAUCAGGGAAAAUGUUCGUGACUGUCAGAGUGCACUCAGUAGGUGGAGAGGCAGAGCAUUGGGACACAGCAUUCAGACGCUCCCAGCUUUGAAUAAGGGCCACAGCAGAGGGAGCAAACGAAGGGCGAUGUGUUACCCUUCCUUAUUUUUUUUUACCUCAUUGAUCUGAGUGGCCCUUAGAAAGAACUGGUUGGUCUCACAGAACACUAAAACCCUGGAGAGCAAAACUGAGCUCUGUACAGUAGGGAUUGACUGAUGUGUUUUUAAAAAAAUUUAUUGGGCCAAUACUUUCAGAGCCGAUUAUUGGUGUUCAAGCUUUCCUGAUAUUUGGCAACAAUAUUCAAGUGAUUAAAUCAGGACGCUUUCUGUUUAUGUGGGAUCGACUGAGAUCAGUGAGUUUUUCUCCUACAGUUAUUCUCCAUUUUCUGAAUAUUUCACUGUUUUAUCAAUUUUAUUGUCCACUAAAAUCCAGAUCUUAAAUUAUUGUUUUCCAGAUUCUGUUUCAGGUUAAUCUGUGGCUGCCUUCUAAUUUAGCCACUAGCUGUUAGCAUAGCCUUAGCCACUGUGAGAGAAGCUAAUUUACUGAUUUGUAUCUCCACUAAAGAGACAUGUCUGUCAGUUAGAGCAGAUUGUUAAAGAUAAUCUUACUUUAGGAAGAUGUGAGGAUGCUCCAGACAGGCUAAGAGGAAGAGGAAACCUGUUAGCGAUAGCCUUAGACUGGGCUUAGCAGUAAUCGAAAUAUGUCAAAUAUCGGCCUUGAGCUCUAUUUUAAAACACAAAUAUCAAGCUUGCGGCUGCUGUUCUUCACCAUUUUCUUUCACUGUUUAGCAGUUUUAUUGUCCACUAAGGUCCACAUCUUAAAUUAGUUAUUGUGUUCCAGAUUCUGUUUCAGGUUAAUCUGUGGCUGCAUUCUACUUUAGCUGCUAGCUAUUAGCAAAUUCUUAGCCACUGUCAGAGAAGCAGAGCAGAUUGUGAAGGUUAAUCUUACUUCAGGAAGAUGUUAUGAUGCUCCAGACAGGCUAAGAGGAGCAGGAAACCUGUUAGUGAUAGAAUUAGUCCGACCUUAGAGAGAAAUAAUCAAAAAGAAAGUCAAAAGUCGGCCUUGAUCUCUACUUAAAACCACACGUCAACCUAGUGGCUGCUGUUCUUCACUAUUUUCCUACGCUGUUUAUUACUUUUAUUUCCCACUAAAGUCCAUAUCUAACGGUUAGCGUAGGCACUGUGGGAGAAGCCAAUUUCCUGGUUUGUGUUUCUUGUUCAGACGUUUUUGAGAUGACAGAGUGAAACCGACAGGGAAAUGACGCUGCAUCAAACCUGAAGUAGAGCGUUUAUUUCAUCAAUAAUCGGCCAGUAAAAAUACGGAUGAUCAGGAAAAGCACCAAAUAUCGGCCACGAUAAUCGGUCUGUCCCUACUUCACAGUACUGUGGUGGAUGGAUGUGAACGCGCCAACCAUUCCACGCCUCCAGGGGGAUAAUAUGCAGUUUUAACCUCCGUGUUUCAGCCUGCUGCUCUCGGUUCCCCGUCCUCCAAACUGUGAUCAGGUUUUGCUGUCCUCUCGCUGCUACUGUGCAGGGUUUUCCCAGCCCUCGUGACAUUUCAACAAGCCUGGGCCAAACGGCAACAGAAAUCCAAGAUCUAUCAGCAUGUCUCAGUAGCAGAAAGUGUUGUUUUGUUUUUGAAAGGGUCUCUCUGUGCUGUUUGACUCAUGUCUGUAUGUAUUUAGAUAUGUAACAAAAAGUUGUUGAUAGGCAAUCCUCUGUCACUUUUACAGAUGUAAAAAAAAACUAAUUUGGGUUUCCAUAUUGAAAAAAUCUAACUUAUUGUUACAAUCUUUUGUUUUUUAUAUAUAUAUACAGAUGUAGAUAUAAUUUUCUAUCAUUUUUUUCUUUAAUAUAGAUUAUUUUAUUUUUUGAGCGCUGUAAUUUAAUGUUGAAUUUUAUUUUUUGCAUCAUACAUGUCAUAUACGUCUUUUUGUAUUCAGCAAGGUACAGGCUAUUUUCACGUUAGCAUGGAAGAUUAAACUUGGGGGUCACUUUAAUGUGGGGAAGAUAGCAGAGAUGGAUUCUCAUCACAUCUGAGUAUUCACGCAUUUAACCUCGUAAACACAAACAUAAUCCUUAGAAUAAGACCUGAUUGUUGUAGCUGACAUUGCAUCGCUGUUAACCGCCGCAUGAUUUUAGCACGCUUGAGUAACAUGUUUGGUUGUGCGAGUAUUCAUCCGUCAUAGGAAUUUGGUGAACAAAAUGUGAACGUCUUAAUUUAUCUGAAUGCUUUUACAUCCGUAUCCCUGAGUUACAUCACUGGAUCCAAACUCUGAGACUUUUCGUGAUCAACUAAAUGUGCUGUUUUUUGUUUGUUUUAUAGCCAAAUGAUGAUUCUGCUGGUGCGAUGUCUUUUACCUGUUUAGUUUAUUUUCAUUAUUAAAGACGAUUCAAUGGGUAAAUCA
Messenger RNA from Acanthochromis polyacanthus (spiny chromis), 6842 nucleotides. It is a transcript of the gene kif3b, whose product is annotated as kinesin family member 3B. The coding region runs from base 232 to 2520 and encodes 762 amino acids. Gene Ontology annotation, molecular function: microtubule motor activity; microtubule binding; ATP binding. Lineage: Eukaryota; Metazoa; Chordata; Actinopteri; Pomacentridae. Gene Ontology annotation, biological process: microtubule-based movement. The transcript is spliced from 9 exons. The record is from RefSeq and is a predicted model, not a curated record.